Messenger RNA from Camelina sativa (false flax), 2286 nucleotides. The record is from RefSeq and is a predicted model, not a curated record. Lineage: Eukaryota; Viridiplantae; Streptophyta; Magnoliopsida; Brassicales; Brassicaceae.
AUGGCACUUAAGCUAGAUAUAGCUAAAGCUUUCGACAAAGUUGAAUGGAAUUACCUUGAAGCUAUCCUGAAAAAGUUAGGUUUUGCAGAUAAAUGGUGCAAUUGGGUGAUGAAGUGUAUCACAACAGUAUCCUACUCAGUGCUUAUUAAUGGCUCCCCUUCAAAAAAGAUCAUACCACAAAGAGGAUUGAGACAAGGUGAUCCUCUUUCUCCUUACCUAUACUUGUUGUGUACAGAAGGGCUAUCAUCACUUAUUUCUACAUCUGUUAAAGCAAACCAUAUACAUGGCUUUAGAGCAAGCAGAAACGGACCCGCCAUUUCUCAUAUGCUAUUUGCUGAUGAUUCUCUUCUUUUUUGUAAAGCUGAUGAAGAGGAAUGUAACAAGCUUUUGGAUCUCUUGAAAAUUUACGCAUCAGCAUCAGGCCAACAUGUCAACUUUCAGAAGUCGGCUAUCCUCUUUGGUAAGAAUAUCCAUCCAAAUACUCAACAAAAUAUUAAGAAUCUCACGGGAAUUAUCAAAGUUGGAGGCUUUGGGAAAUAUCUAGGAUUACCAGAGGCAAUUGGAAGAGAUAAAAGUAAUGUGUUCACCUAUAUAUCUCAGAGACUGCAGAACAAGCUUAAUAGCUGGUAUUCCAAGUUUCUUUCACCUGGAGGAAAAGAAGUAUUGAUCAAAGUUGUUGCUACCGCCAUACCUACUUAUACAAUGUCAUGUUUUUUGCUACCUAAAAAAAUUACUGCUCAUCUUUCAGGGCAAAUAAGAAAGUUUUGGUGGUCCGGAGUCAAAGAUAAAUAUAAAAUUCCUUGGGUUGCCUGGAGUAAGCUGACCAGGCUAAAGCAGUAUGGAGGAUUGGGUUUUAAAGACCUUCAUCAGUUUAAUGUUGCUUUGUUGGCAAAACAAGCUUGGAGGAUGCUCAAAGAACCACAGUCUCUUCUUAGCAGAGUCCUUCAAGCAAAGUAUUUUUCAAAAUCUAAAUUGAUGGAGGCAAAUUUGGGGCAUCGUCCUAGCCACGCAUGGAGAAGCAUUCACCAAGGUAUACAACUUAUCAAGAAAGGUUUGAAGUGGAGAAUAGGGGAUGGUAAUACUGUUAGGAUAUGGAGUGAUCAAUGGAUUGACAAUCCCCCUCGCCCAGCCAGAAGGUCACACCAACACCACCAAAAUCUCAACUCUCUCAAAGUGGUAGACCUUAUGAAACCAAACACAUCACAAUGGAGUUCAGAGAGGUUACAUGAGUUAAUACAUCCAGAAGACAUCAAAUACAUUCAAAGGAUCAGGUCGAGCAUCUCUAAGGUACCUGACACUCCAACUUGGAUAUUUACAAACAAUGGGCACUACAGUGUAGGGUCUCUUCAUACUCCGCCGAAGAUCAAACACUUUUGGUGGCGAGCUCUCCAUAACGCUCUCCCAGUAGCUGAGACAUUAUCUCAAAGAUGCAUCAAGGUUCUAAGAGAUUGCAACCUUUGUGGCGAAGCACUUGAAUCUAUCACUCACCUUCUCUUCCAGUGCAGAGUAGCAAAAGAAAUAUGGGAACUUUCACCAAUUCCGAUUAACCCAGGUCAGCUUGAUCCUAACUGUUCUCUCAUUGAGUACAUUCAAAAGUUGCUAUCUCUUAAAAAUGAAGGCUCUCUGAAAGAAUAUAUUUUUCCGUUCAUUGGCUGGAGAAUUUGGAAAGCUCGUAAUGAUCUUCUUUAUAAUAACAAAAGAUGGGCAAUCCCAGAUAUUAUAAAUAAAGCUCUUAUGGAUUAUAGAUUAUGGAGGGAGGCUAAUAACGGUUUAAGGCUUCAUGUAGAUGCAACCACGGGGAAAGAAAAGAGUCAUGUUUCAACUAAUUGUGUUGGGUUAAACCAACCCUCGUCAUUUUACUGUUAUACAGAUGGAUCAUGGCUUAACAAUGAAAGUAAAGCUGGAAUUGGAUGGACUUUGCAUUAUGAUCACGGCAAAUGCAUUCUAAAAGGAUCUUCAUCAAUUGCACCCACAAAUUCAGCUCUUGAAACCGAAGCUUUUGCACUUAGAGAAGCUCUCCUCCAUAUCAAGCGUCUUGACUACCAUCCAGUAAUAUUUUGUGGAGACUCAAAGGUUAUAUAUACCUACUUGGAAAAAGCUCAAAAACAAGACUGUCUCUUGGAAGAUAUAGCAGAAGUACAAGGAUAUUUAGAGGACAUACUUGCUUUGAGUAGUAGCCUCCAUCAGUUUAGAUACGUUGGUAGAAAGUGCAAUGCACUUGCAGAUGUAUUAGCAAAAGAGGUUAGAAUCAAAAACUCUCCUCUGAUUAUCUCUUGGGUUUGUUAA